CCCUCAACUACGGCUGCAUUGUAGAGAACCCACAGACACACGAGGUCCUGCACUAUGUGGAGAAACCUAGCACCUCUGUUAGUGACGUCAUCAACUGUGGCAUCUACCUCUUUUCCCUGGAAGCCCUGAAGCCCCUUCGGGAUGUCUUCCAGCAAAACCAGCAGGAUGGGCAACUGGAGGACUCUUCAGGCCUGUGGCCAGGAGCAGGAACCAUCCGCCUGGAGCAGGAUGUGUUCUCCGUCCUGGCCGGGCAGGGCCAGAUCUACGUCCACCUCACUGAUGGUAUCUGGAGCCAGAUCAAGUCUGCAGGCUCAGCUCUCUAUGCCUCCCGCCUCUACCUGGGCCAGUACCAGCUCACUCACCCAGAACGCCUGGCCAAGCAUGCCCCCGGGGGUCCACAAAUCCGAGGAAAUGUUUACAUCCACCCCACAGCUAAGGUGGUCCCGUCGGCGGUGCUGGGCCCCAACGUCUCCAUUGGGGAGGGGGGUGACCGUGGGCGAGGGUGUGCGGCUCCACGAGAGCAUCGUCCUCCAUGGGGCCACACUGCAGGAGCACACAUGUGUUCUGCACACCAUUGUGGGCUGGGGGAGCACUGUGGGGCACUGGGCCCGUGUGCAGGGUACCCCCAAUGACCCCAAUCCCAACAACCCCUGAGCGCACAUGGACAGUGAGAGCCUCUUCAAGGAUGGGAAGCUGCUGCCUGCCAUCACCAUCCUAGGCUGCCGUGUCCGGAUCCCUGCUGAGGUGCUCAUCCUGAAUUUGAUUGUUCUGCCACACAAGGAAUUGAGCCGCAGCUUCACCAACCAGAUCAUCCUCUGAGGGAGACUGCCAGAAGGCACAUCCCCCCAACUCCCAACUCCUACCCACUCCCCUCGAAGCUCCUGCCUGUAUGGCCAGCCUCUGUCCAAAACAGAGGAAGCCAGGCGGGAUUCUCACAUGCCAGGAGCAACGUGGGUGGCUGGGGGACUCCUGGCCUCCCUCUUCACUCCUUAAUAAACCCCAGUGAAC
Messenger RNA from Callorhinus ursinus (northern fur seal), 1008 nucleotides. The record is from RefSeq and is a predicted model, not a curated record. NCBI's taxonomy places the organism in Eukaryota, Metazoa, Chordata, Mammalia, Carnivora, Otariidae.